AUCAGUGGACACAAUCAUUUAAUGAUUUUGAAGCAUACGUGAGGGUUGACAAACUUUUUAUCGGACCCAACUGCUGGAGCUGGACAAAAAGACAUUUUGUGCUACUUUUUUCGUGAAUUUGAGAGUCAAGAUAUAAUUCAACAUGGUGGCUGGUUGCGGUCCAAAGAUUGCUAAAUUGAUCCUCUUCAUAUUGAACUUCUGUGUAUGGGCGGCAGGUAUUGUACUGAUCGGAAUCGGAUCAUGGAUAACCGCCCGGCAACAAGACUACACGGAUCUGUUCUCUGAGGACACGAUAUUGAUCGUUACAGGGGUAACGAUAGGGGUGGGGUGCUUCAUCUUUAUCGUCGGCUUCUGUGGAUGUUGUGGGGCUCUGAAAGAAGGAACGUUCUUAUUAAAACUGUAUUUUUUCUUCAUGGUUCUAAUCAUUAUUCUGGAGAUCACCGCCGGUAUCCUAGCAUUUGUCUUCGAUGAUGAGCUUGAAGAAAGUAUGAUUGAGGGAAUGACAUACACCAUCAAUAACACCUACCCAACAACUGAUGCGUCCAAAGAGUCCAUCGAUGGUGUCCAAAACGGUUUCGAUUGCUGCGGAGCCAUGGGAUACGCAGACUACGCUAACUCACAGAACUUUGCUAAUAAUCUAGCUGUUCCCGAGUCCUGCUGUAUCGAUGGAGCAUCCGUUACCCAAUGUCAGGCCGGUACGAAGGGAAAUCCCACUAAUCCAGAACUAGUACACAGUCAGGGAUGCGUUGCCGCUUCCGUCGAUACUAUCCAGGAUAACUACUUGAUCAUCGGGGCUGUUUGCCUUGCUCUUCUUGUUUUUGAAGUACUGGCCAUGUGGGUCACAUGUUGUGUAAUUAGCGCCAUCAACGAAUAUGAAUAUAAAUGAGCAAGUGGGCGUGUCUUCAAACUUGGAUCCACCAAUCACGGAGCUGUACAGAUCCUCUCAAGGAAAAUGAAGUACUAACUCCAUUAGCUCUGAACAAAAAUGAUGAAAUUAACAAAAGGAUCAACAAUAAUCUUUGAAAGAAAUAACCCUUCCCUUUAGAAAGAUACAGAAGCCUCCUGAUAUAUAUAUGAGACCAAUCUCUCCUUUUCCCUUUUUUGUUAAUGACAUUAAUUAUUGGAAUAUACAUGAUUGGACGUAUAUAUCCCUUUUUUACAUUUGUAAAUAUAUCAGUAUUCAUAUUGUUAAAAUAAAAAAAAUCCUUAUCGUUUGUUCCUCAACAUUAGGCCAAAUAUUUUAUAGAUCGUGGCCAUUUUGAAAGAAAAAUAAAUGUUAUUGAAGCUAAAAAAAAUCAUUGUAAAUGUAUCAUAAAAUAUUGUAAUUCUUGAAUAAACUUUUGAUGAGUUGGUGGAAAAUCACUGGUCAAUUUAUUUAUUUGAUUUUAGGGCCAACAUUUUGGGUUGAUAUCCACGUCAUAGGCAAAGGAUACUGUCAAAUAUCUAAGCACAAGGAAAAUACAUGCAUAUCUGAUUCUAUCAAUUGGCUUUUUUUUAAGAAUUCAUUUAGUGAGUGAAUUUGCCGUUCUGUGUAAAACCUGACAAUUAAAGACCCCCCCCCCCACGACUAAUAUGUGACAUGUAUUGCAUCUUUUUGUAAUGAAAUAAUCAAAUAUAAUGAAAUAAUAAUUGUA
Lytechinus variegatus (green sea urchin) is the source of this 1634-nucleotide messenger RNA. Its product is annotated as CD151 antigen-like. Lineage: Eukaryota; Metazoa; Echinodermata; Echinoidea; Temnopleuroida; Toxopneustidae. Gene Ontology annotation, cellular component: membrane. The coding region runs from base 143 to 886 and encodes 247 amino acids. The record is from RefSeq and is a predicted model, not a curated record. The transcript has 8 exons.